Molecule: messenger RNA, 3635 nt
Organism: Actinia tenebrosa (Australian red waratah sea anemone)
Lineage: Eukaryota; Metazoa; Cnidaria; Anthozoa; Actiniaria; Actiniidae
Product: E3 ubiquitin-protein ligase TRIM45-like
Molecular function (GO): protein binding; zinc ion binding
Source: RefSeq, a predicted model, not a curated record
CCAGAAUUCUGAUGAAUUAAGAAUCAGGACAACCAAACUAUCCACAUUCAUAGGAAAAGGAUUUCUUUCAAGGAAAAUUGAAAGCUUUGAGUUGCUAUUUCACGAGGACGUUUUGUAAAGGGAAUGUAUGUCAUAGGGAGGAGCUGGCUUAUUAUCAACAAAAACCAAACAGAUAAAAAGCGUUUCUAUUAUUAACUUGGCUUCUUACUUCCAUCAUCAAAAAUACUGGCUUUUGUGUCCAAUGAGAGCUUCAAAUCUCGCUCUGACGGGUACAUUGGGAGCCGGCUAAGAAUUCAGACCCAAAAUGGCGACCGACGUGGGCAAGUUGAUUAAUCUUCACGAAGAAAUUCCUGAAGAAGUUUGGUGUAGAUAUUGUAAUGGCAUUUACAGAAGCCCUCUACUUUUACCCUGUUUACAUUCAUUCUGUAAAAAGUGCGUGGAGGAUAUUCGAAAGUCCCAGCAAGGGAGGCUGACUUGUCCAGUUUGUUUGACAGAUGUUGAGGGUGACUUUGAAUCACUGUUACCAAAUUCAUUGGCGCAGAGGAGGGUGGAAGAGCUGGAGAAGAAGAAAUCUUCAAAGAGGAAUGAGCCUUGUGGAGGCUGCGAGGGUCGACCUAAGAAUGCGCAGUCCCGGUGCACGGAAUGUGAAGAGUUUCUAUGCGAUGACUGCAUCCAAGCUCACCGAAGAGUCAAAUUUACCAAAGACCAUGAAAUACUUUCGUUCCAAGAGAUUUUGGAACGAGAGCUCAAGCUGAAAAAAGAAACCACGGGUCUUAAUUGUCAAAUACAUAGCAAUGAAGUGCUCGAUAGAUUCUGCGUGACUUGUGAUGUUACUAUUUGUAAAGAAUGCCAACGCAGUAUUCAUUCAGAUGGAAGCAUACAUAAACAUUCUACAAUGGGGGACGUAUUUGAUUCAUCCAAAUCUUCUAUAGGGGAAUCAUUAAAUAAGACUCGGGAGCGAAUUCCCGAKCUGCAAAAAGCUGUUUACGAGAUUAUAAAAACUUAUGGACGCGUGCAAAACAGAGUGGAAGAAAUUACUUGGCAGAUACGCCAAACGUCACGCCAUCUUAUCCAAGCGAUAAAAGACAGAGAACACCAAUUGAUAAAAGAACUUMAUGAAGUUCAAGAAAGACGUUGCGACGUAUUGAUAGGAGAGAAAGAAAUCAUGGAAAGAAAACUUGUUCAGACAAUUGAUGGAUGUGACUUUGCGGACGAUAUUUUAAGACAGGAUCGUCAGAACGAGRUACUAACGUUUAAGAAAAUCAUUAGUGGAAGACUUGAGAACCUGCGAGUUGAAAAACCCGAGGUGAAACCAGAAAAAAUGAGAAUAACAUUUGAGGCGAAGGAGGAACCUGUGGUUCGCGCCAUUAAAGACGCGUUUGGUAGUUUACAAGUAGAAUUCGCGCCACCUGCUAAAAAUACCAUGACAUCAUCUUCUAAUAAUAAUACCGCUGGCUCGGACAAAAGCAAACCUGAGUCUGCGCAAGAGGGCGAGGGUUCGAGCUCAGCUAGUGUUAAAGCCUCCGUUAGUGAACCUGUGCUUAAUAUCCUAGAAGAAAGGGAAGCUACAAAAGAGAAGAAAAAUAAAAGACGUUUCAGCUUGCCACCAGUGAUAGGAAAGAAAGGUGCGAAAGCCGUUACUGCGGCUAGGAAUGCUGCGACUUUCACAGUAACUACCAUGGAUCAUAAGAGCAAGCGAAAGGAAGUUCAAGUAAAGUUAGAAACACCUAAUGAUAGUGUGAUUAGUGCGCAUGUACUAGAUAAUAAAGACGGUACCUAUACGGUAUUCUAUUGCCCCAAGACCCCAGGGGAACAUACGGUGUUUGUCAGUCUUUCGAGUAAGAACAUAAAGCACGGUACUCGCAUACUCAACAUAAGUGGAUCGUUUCAAGGAAUGCAGAGCGAGGAGCUAGCUUUGGCAUGUAAGGUUCUUUGUUUGAUUCGAUGGCAGAUUACCCCAGGGAUGCUUCAGAAGAAACUCGAUAAAGUUGUACCAAACCCGAAGGUUACUUUUAAGGAAUUAAAACACCCGGUAGGGGAUUCGACUGCCUGAUAGUUUAUCUGCGCAAUGAUGCGCAUUAUUUUCUACAAAGUUUUUAUUCAUUACGCAAUUUCAAACACCUUGUUUUAAAACGAAUUGAAACAGGUUACGCAGUAAUGCUCGCGUCAGCUUCUAUUCUUUUUGCUUCCGCGUGACUUGGGCAUCAUUGCGUACGCAUCAGCGAUUUCGUAUGACUUGCGUGUUACUUGCGCAUCACGUGCACAUCGCUUGUGCAACUUCGAUUUUCUUCUUGCGGGACAAAAGAGUAGGUAUUGUACAUCUCUGGCUACCUGUUCUUUUUAUCUAAUGUGCUAACACCAGUUUGCCCAUUUCUGAUAUUUCCCGUUAAUUCCCUUCUAUGGAUAUGUAAAUGAAAUGUUAGUCUUCAAAUUGAACAGCAGUAAAUAUCGGUCUCUAACAAAGCCUGAAGGAUAUGAAAUCUAAUCUCUGCUACUGAAUGGUCAAAGGGAAUUCACUCUUUAUACUCCAUCCCGUCCCCUCCCAGAAUCUGGUUCUUUGGGGGGAACAGUCUUUUACCUGCGACAAAAAUAUUGAUGCGCGUUGCUUAUACAUUUUCAGUUUAGAUUUAUCGCAAUAAAUAAAUCUUUUAGUUUUAUUCUCCUAUUCAUUAAAGAAAUUCCAUUUUACUAUUUAAUCCUACUAAGAAAUCAUAUAUAUACUUGCUAUAUUUUUAUAGAGUAUGUUUAUAUACAAUAUUGUAUAUAGAAAAUUAUCAAUUUGACAACCUUUUUUAGUUUCAUAAUUUUGUUGUAUUAAUAUUAAUAGUAAAGCAAAUCUUCAUCAGAAGUGGUUAUUAUAUAAUAAAACAUUGAAUUGACCCCAGGUUGUCCUCUCCCCACCCCCGUGAGUAUAAAAUUGUUACCUUGGAAUAACACAAGGCAGCAAUGUAAGGGGUGAUUAUUAACUGCGCUUUCACGYAAAACAAAGCAAAGGUUUGCUUGCGAACGAACGACGAAUAAGCUAGGAAAUGCCAAAAAUUAUAAGAUAGAUUAAUAGAAAGUAUGAUAACAUUGGGUACAAGAAUAUUCGAGCAUUUAAAACUAAAUAACACAUAUUGGCCGACGCAAGCGCGCAGUCAAUAUGCAUAUGCGUCGGCUAUAAAUACCGCACAUAAAAGCCCUUUGAUAUACAAAAGGCAAGAGUUAUUUUUAUUUCGCUUUGCCUUGCUAAGCUCACCACACAAAACUAUGAUAACUUACAACAACCAAUCGAAAUGCGACCUCAUGUUUAUAUCCUUCCCGCAAAGGUUUUUCUCAACCAGAUUGUUGUUUAUCUUAGUUGAAAAUUAAGCUGUAAUUCUUGUAAACAAGAACCAAAUUGUGUAGUAUUUUAUGACACAUAGUCUGAAAUGAGAAAAAAAAAUAUUUCCCAAUUCCUAGUCUAUAUGUUCGUCGUAUGUGGUURAAAAAAUAGCUUCUUGAAUGAUACAUAAAUUACCGCACUGAGUGUACGCUAAUAUUUGUGGUUUGAGAAUGAUUUAUAAAAUAUUUAUAAUUUAUAAUUACGCGCGCGCUCCAAUUGGUUGGUUGAAAACGCGUGUGCGCAGAACUUAUAAACAUCGUUAUCUAUUCUA